AUGGAUGCAGCAAACCUUCCAGAUUGCUGGAAAGCUAAGACCGAUCCUUCAGCGAGGGAUCCAAAUACGGCCUUUCCUCUUGAAGGCCGUGAUAUACUCAACAUACCACAAGCCGAACUGAUUUCUGCCGCAGAAACAGCACCUGCGCUUCAUGACCUUCAGAAUAACAGAGUCAGCCGCAUCACUCGCGACCUCGUUAUCAAAUCGCAUUUGUAUACACUUCGGACCGUUCCACCCAUGGCAGUUGAAAAGAGCAAAGCAUGCGGCGAGAGAUGGAGACUCACGCUGGAAGUAGAAAUGGGCUCCGCGAAGGACCUCUGA
Cucurbitaria berberidis CBS 394.84 is the source of this 321-nucleotide messenger RNA. RefSeq lists its product as uncharacterized. The transcript has 2 exons. Bases 1 to 321 code for a protein of 106 amino acids. Lineage: Eukaryota; Fungi; Ascomycota; Dothideomycetes; Pleosporales; Cucurbitariaceae. The record is from RefSeq and is a predicted model, not a curated record.